AUGGACAGAUCUUCACGGAGUCCUGAGGGGUCUGUAUGGUGGACAGAUCUUCACGGAGUCCUGAGGGAUCUGUAUGGUGGCCAUGUCCAUGUUGAGGAGUCUGAUGGUCUGAGGGCAGAAGCUCUUCCUGAGCCUCUCAAUGCCAUGCAGAGAGAGGAGCUCAGACCUGGAGAUGUGCUCAGCUCAGUGCACCUCUCUCUCUGCAGGGCUUCACUGUCCCGGGUUCAGCAGAUAUCAGUUACCACGCUGAGAUACACUGAGUCUAUGAGUGAGAAGAAGAGAAGUGGCCGAAGAGGAACAGCUGGAACAGCUGGAACAGCUGGAGCGUGCACUCAGGACUUCACACCUGACCAGAGACUGAAGUGUUUCAGGGACAUUAUGGACGUCGUUCUUCAUCUGAGCGAUGAGGAAUGGAAGGCUGUGACCAGGGACAUGAAGAAGAAGGUCACAAAGUUGGAGUUUGCGGCUCUGUGCACGAAGAUGGUGACGUCAGCGGCGUCUUCUGCUAUCAGGCGUUUACUGCCGCCUCUCAUCGAAAGCUUCGGGAUCCAAUCGGUUCUCCAGGCGGAAGACAGGAAGUGGUCUGACUCAGACGCCUCAGCUCAGGGAUCACCUAGAGAGGUGUGUGAUUUCAUCUGUCAGCUCGUUCAGAGACUCGUCACUGAAAUGAAAGCUACGAUGCUGGAGGCGAUCCGGAGAGUGGCAUCAGGACGUGUGUCUGACGAGGUGAAGAACACUCUCUCAGCUGAACGCAAACGCUCUCACGCUGUGGACGGUCAGGCGGCUGGAGGUAAGAUGUUUAUUGUGAAUGAAGUGCCACAGGCGGCUGAGCCGGACACCGCGGCCGUCGCAGGUAAGAUCUUGAUGAUCGUGCUGGACGUGAUGGAGGGCUGCAGCUCUGACAUAGACGACCCAAAGCAAAUCAGUGAUCUGCUGAUGGCUGCAGAUCAGAGGAUCCGGCUCAUCACCUCACGUCUCAGAGAGAGAAGCUCUGAGACCAAAGCUCCAGUGAGCAGUGAGGAGCUCCAGAUGAAGGCUUCCGGGGCUGUGAGACAGGUGCUCCUGAACACAGCUGGAGUCAGGAAGUCCUCUGGAAGCUCCAUGGAAUUGCACUGUGAGCUCCAAUCCACAAGUUCUCAUAUCGUGGAGACGAUUUUCACAGAUAUGGAGACUUUAUCAAAGUCCAGUGAGAGCCUUCACUCUGCAGAACGCACAUCUGACCAGCUUUCUGGGAUUUUCUCUGCCACUAAGCGCAUGUACCUCACCAUCAAUAAGAGGGUGAAGGAGUUUUUUAAUGUGGCCAGAAAACACAGUGAGAAGGAGGAAACGACAACUGAAGAACUGAUCUGCUCUCUGAGUGCUUCAUCAUCUGCAGAAGAUCAGAUCUCACAGCUAGAUGAUCUCACCAUCACCUGCACCAAUGAUAUAUGUAAUGAGAUCAUUACCCUGAAUCGCUCUGACGAAUUCGACAGACCUGGAGGAGAGAAAACCUCAGGGACGUUGUUAACGUCCCACCAGGAGGUCCAUGAAAUAAUGAAGAGCUUGGAAAAAGUUGUCGCUAUCAGCAGAUCCUCUUCCAAGUUAGCCCCUGAUUUGGUCCCUGUGACGACUAAAGUGAUGGCUCCUGAUUGUGCUUCAUCAGCUUCUAAUGCUGAGAGGCUUUUCAGUGAUCAGUUUCUGAGCAAAGCCACACAAAUGGUCAGUACAAUUCUUCUGAAAACAGAGGAGAAAAUCGCUGCCUCAGUAUCGUCCCAGACCUCCGUCCCUGUCCGCAGUGAGACGGAAAUUAAGUCCCUGAUGGAGGAGGUCGAGACCAAAGCCUCAGGAAUUAUGCAAACAUUUUUACGGCCAUUGCGUGAACUCUUGUCAAGUGCCAGACGCAAUGAUGCUGACCAGUCUGGACACGAGCGGAAGAACUUCCUCGCUGAUGCUCAGAAGAUCCACAAGAACAUCCACAAGCAGGUGUGUGGAUUCGUCUCUGAGCGGAUGCAAGCCAUUUCCGAGAAAGAGCUCGACGUCAGGUCGGAGAACGUCCAGUCAUCUGGCGCUGCUGAACAGAUGCUAGAUAAAACCACUCAGGUUGCGAGUGAUAUCCUGGAGAAGUGGUUAUCUUCACACAUUUCCACAGAUUUAUUCAGUGGGAAAGAUUCGAGUUCCAGCACAGCGUCGUCACAGACGGCGUCAGUAGAUCUGGCUCGAGUCAGUGCUGAAAUCCUAAACAGAGUGAUCAGUGAAAUAGCUGAUGAUAUGAAAAACAGACCGGAAGCUCAGGCGAGUGAUGCUGAUGCUCACUCAGUUCACAAAUCAAAGAACUUCUCAGACAUUUUGCCGAAGCUACAAAGGCUUUUUGGACUCAAAGAUAAAAAGACACGGUCAUGCUCGAGCCUGCAGGACGCAACAGUAACUGAUGCUCAGAGCCUCGUGUCCGUCAGCAAAGCUCCCAACCUGCAGGCUGAUAUUGACAGCUGCACUGAGGAGCUCAUGGAGAAGACCACAGUUUUAUUUGUGUGUGACGAGCUGCUGGCCAAGUCCAGCUCUUCGGAAUCCUUGCAGUCUUGCACUUCGGAUCAUCAGACCUGUGAGGUGAGCACUUCUGUCCCUCUGAGGUCUAACGAGUUCCUCAAUAAAGCCACUCAGGUGGUGAGUGAGAUGCUGCUCAGGAGGUUAUCAACAGCAAAUUCCUCGAGAUGCUCAUUAGAAGACGUGCAGAGUGCCAUCAGUACCGCAGAGUCACUCGUCUGCGUUUUAAACGACUUUAAUCAGUCCGUGAAAGAUGAGAUUAAGAGCUCUGAUGAGCUCGAUGCCUUUUCUUGCUUGUUGGACGUCAGAGAAGCAGAAUCUGCCAAAAAUCCACAGAACAUCUUGGGAAAAGUGCAAAGUCUCCUUCAGGCAUUCUUCUCAAAGGCAUCUAGAGCUCUGAGCUUUCCCUCACAUGAUGACAGGGUGGAGGAGCAGGUGGACCUGGACCUGUGCACCAGCAGGGUCAUUACCGAAGUCAUCGAUUUGUUAAGGAGUGAGCUGACAGCUCCACCUAGAGUGAAGAACGAUGACGCCUAUUUCCACUCCAAAUCCACCAGGCGUGUGAGUGACAUCAUCUUCCGAAUAGUGGAAUCCUGUCCUCUGCUGCCCUCACAAUUCCCAAAGGAACGCCACACGGAAGCACGUCUCAGGAAGGUGGUGUCCGCGUUAAAUCUGCAGGUCGUUUCUACAGCUUCUGAGAUUUCCCAAACUGUUAGCUCCACUGUGCUGCAGUUUAUAGACGCAGACAGGAAGUCGAGGUCUUCAGUCCAGAGGAGUUCAUUCGCUCCUCUGCACCUUUUCACUGUGGUGCGCAACCAGCUGAAGAAUUUCUUCACUUCCUUCUCUAAACGUGUUGCUGACGAUGAAAGGACAGACGCGUCAGCACAGUCAGAGAGGGAUGAGGAUCGUGUCACUCCCAUCUACAUCAGCGAGGAUGGCACGGUCCAUGAGCUCACAGAGCUGGAGGAUCUUUCUCCAGAGGAGAUGAUACAACAACAAGCACAUGAGUGCAUUUACACGUUUGCAGAGGAGUCCAUCAAGGCUUUACUGCAGAAUGUGCAAAACGCAAGACCAAGUGCAGGAACCAAAGCACAGGAAAGCAGCUUGGUGGACAAAUCAACAAGUUGUCCUUCUGCUACAGUGCUCGCAUGGGAAAUCGAGGACGCUGGGACUUCUUCUGUGUAUCGUAUUAACAGUUUGCAUCCUAAGUCUCCUCAGCUAUCAGCAGCUUCCUCCAGCUCGUCUUCUCGUGCUGACGUGGAGGAGAUUCAGGAACAUCUGAGCGUCACCGAUCAGCAGAGUCGAAGCGGAAGUGAUGGACGCUCCUCACAUCCAGCAGAUGAGGAUCAGGAGAAGAAGAGACUCGGAUGUCACGGGCGCGUGAUCAGACGUGGAGUUAAGAAGUCGAAGAAGAAGCGGAGCAGAGUUCCUCUGACAGGCGAUGAGCAGCCGACCCCUUCCACCUCCGCAAAUCUUCACAGCUCUUCACACAGAGAAUCAAAGGCCUCGGGGUCGGUCUUCAAGAACGCUCGCAGAAGACUGGCCAAGAUCUUCUCCAACAUCUCCAAGUCCUUCACCGGCUGCUUCAACUCUGAAACCGCUCCAUAAAUUCUUCAGCAUAAAAAUAAUCAAGCAAACAAAAAAACAAAAAAACUAAACUAACUGACAAACAAAACACCAAAACAAACAAACUCAAGCAAAAAAAAUAAACAAACAAAAAACAAAUAAAUGUAAACAUA
Messenger RNA from Pangasianodon hypophthalmus (striped catfish), 4259 nucleotides. RefSeq lists its product as uncharacterized. Lineage: Eukaryota; Metazoa; Chordata; Actinopteri; Siluriformes; Pangasiidae. The record is from RefSeq and is a predicted model, not a curated record. Bases 1 to 4128 code for a protein of 1375 amino acids. The transcript is spliced from 8 exons.